GAUAUAUGAUUUCACAAAAAAGGAUCCUUUCCUCAAAAGAUGAAUCUUUUUCCUUCUUCCAGUGUGAAUUUAGAAUCUCAGUCUUGAUCUCGGCCACGAUCUCAAUCUUUUUAACCCGGAUCUGCUCGUGCUGUAUCACUUAGUCCCCCUUACCCUGUAUAAAAUAAAAACGCACACAGGGUUCCACUUCAUCAACGCGUUUCACUCACAAAUUUUGGUGCUUUACUCAUUUUUCCGUUCUUUGUUUUAUUUUGUUUACCUUUAUUUUCAUUUUCCCUCUUUGUUUUCGUGGAAUCUAGGGUUUCUUAAUCCAGAACGGAUCGUGAAACUCCGAAACCAGAACUCGGAAACUUGUCAAAUAAAAAUGGAUGAUGCGUUUGACGAUGAAGCUGAACCGGCUGUUACAAUCGGCGAGUACCUUGAGGAAGUUGAGGAACGGGAACUGGAAGCUGAUUUAGUUUUAGGGGGUGAUGAUGGUAAGGAGUGUACCUAUAGCAAAGGUUAUAUGAAAAGGCAGGCAAUUUUCUCUUGCCUCACCUGUACCCCAGAUGGGAAUGCUGGAGUUUGCACAGCUUGCUCAUUGUCUUGCCAUGAUGGUCAUCAGAUUGUGGAACUAUGGACAAAAAGAAACUUCAGGUGUGAUUGUGGGAAUUCAAAGUUUGGUGAAUUCUUCUGCAAGAUUUUCCCAAAUAAAGAUGUAGAGAAUGUUGAGAAUUCAUACAAUCACAACUUUAAAGGUUCGUAUUGCACAUGUGGUCGCCCUUAUCCAGAUCCAGAUGCUGACGAACAAGUAGAGAUGAUUCAGUGCUGUAUAUGUGAGGACUGGUUUCAUGAGGAGCAUCUUGGUCUUGAAUCUUCUGAUGAGGUUGGUAUUUUGGAUAGUGGUGUUUGGUCUUCUCUUGACCUUUUUAUAUUGUGUUUUUGUACAUAAGGCUUCCAGGAGAAUUUUAUGCAUUCUUAGAAUUAAAAAUGUAAGACUUUCUUGUUAUGAAUAGAGUAGCCAGGUUUUGUGUUAAUUGUACUAUCAGUUCAUGUUGACAAUAAUCCAUAUAUCUUAUUACAAAAAAAUAAAUAAA
Molecule: messenger RNA, 1076 nt
Organism: Gastrolobium bilobum
Lineage: Eukaryota; Viridiplantae; Streptophyta; Magnoliopsida; Fabales; Fabaceae
Exons: 4
Coding region: 365-931 (188 amino acids)
Cellular component (GO): cytoplasm
Molecular function (GO): ubiquitin protein ligase activity; zinc ion binding
Source: RefSeq, a predicted model, not a curated record